Molecule: messenger RNA, 2050 nt
Organism: Acomys russatus (golden spiny mouse)
Lineage: Eukaryota; Metazoa; Chordata; Mammalia; Rodentia; Muridae
Gene: Kcns1
Product: potassium voltage-gated channel modifier subfamily S member 1
Exons: 2
Coding region: 1-1494 (497 amino acids)
Biological process (GO): protein homooligomerization; potassium ion transmembrane transport; regulation of delayed rectifier potassium channel activity
Cellular component (GO): voltage-gated potassium channel complex; membrane
Molecular function (GO): protein binding; delayed rectifier potassium channel activity
Source: RefSeq, a predicted model, not a curated record
AUGGUGAGCCAAUUCCCAGGUCCCGGCUCUCGAGUCCCCUGGCGGCCAAGAGAUGAGGCACUGCGUGUGAACGUGGGCGGAGUGCGGCAGCUGCUGAGCGCGCGCGCCCUAGCGCGCUUCCCAGGCACGCGGCUGGGCCGCCUACAGGCGGCGGCGUCAGAGGAGCAGGCGCGGCGCCUGUGCGACGACUACGACGCAGCUGCGCGCGAGUUCUACUUCGAUAGGCACCCAGGCUUCUUCCUUGGCCUGCUGCACUUCUACCGCACCGGUCACCUGCACGUGCUGGACGAGCUGUGCGUCUUCGCCUUCGGCCAGGAGGCCGACUACUGGGGCCUGGGCGAGAACGCGCUGGCCACGUGCUGCCGCGCGCGCUACCUGGAGCGGCGCGUGGCGCGGCCUCGAGCCUGGGACGAGGACAGCGACGCGCCAAGCAGCGUGGACCCGUGUCCCGACGAGAUCUCCGACGUGCAGCGGGAGCUGGCACGCUAUGGCGCGGCUCGCUGUGGCCGCCUGCGUCGUCGUCUCUGGCUCACCAUGGAGAACCCCGGCUACUCGCUGCCCAGCAAGCUCUUCAGCUGUGUGUCCAUCGGCGUGGUGCUCGCCUCCAUCGCUGCCAUGUGCAUCCACAGUCUGCCAGAGUACCAAUCCCGGGAGGCAGCGGCCGCGGUGGCUGCUGUGGCCGCGGGUCGCAGUGCCGAGGAUGUCCGCGAUGAUCCCGUGCUACGUCGCCUGGAGUACUUCUGCAUUGCCUGGUUCAGCUUCGAGGUGUCGUCGCGUCUGCUGCUGGCUCCCAGCACUCGCAACUUUUUCUGCCAUCCACUCAACCUCAUUGACAUUGUGUCGGUGCUGCCCUUCUAUCUCACACUGCUGGCAGGCGCAGCACUUGGUGACCGGCGUGGAGCCAGUGGGGAGGAGCUCGGCGACCUGGGCAAGGUGGUACAAGUGUUCCGCCUCAUGCGUAUCUUCCGCGUGCUCAAGCUGGCGCGCCACUCCACGGGGCUGCGCUCGCUGGGCGCCACGCUCAAGCACAGCUACCGUGAGGUGGGCAUCUUACUGCUGUACCUGGCCGUGGGUGUGUCAGUGUUCUCUGGUGUGGCCUACACAGCUGAGGAAAAAAACGUGGGCUUUGACACAAUCCCCGCCUGCUGGUGGUGGGGCACCGUGAGCAUGACCACAGUGGGCUAUGGCGAUGUGGUACCUGAGACGGUGGGAGGCAAGCUGGCUGCCUCGGGAUGCAUCCUGGGGGGCAUCUUGGUGGUUGCCCUCCCCAUCACCAUCAUCUUCAACAAGUUUUCCCACUUCUACCGGCGCCAGAAGGCACUGGAGGCGGCGGUGCGGAGCAGCGGCCAGCGGGAGUUUGAGGACUUGCUGAGCAGCGUCGACGGGGUAUCAGACGUAUCUCUGGAAACAUCCCGAGAGACUUCUCAGGAGGGGCGGUCUACAGACCUGGAGACCCAAGCCCCCAGUGAGCCUGCAAAAUCUCAUAGUUAUUAAAACUCUGCAUUCCCUCCCCCCACGGCCUUAGAACAGAGCCUUCCUCCCCUGCUUACGUUCUGCAUGGGAGCCAUCCACCUGAGCAGUGAGACGAAGGGGCUACAGAUCUUUCUGGAAAGGCCCAGGGCAGCAUAGUACUUCCCUAUGCUCCACAAGCCCACACAACAUCUUCCUCUGAAGUAGGUGGGCACCAAAAGGAGGGAGAAGACAGCCUCUGUGCGAGCCGUUAGCCCUGUGCUUGCAGAUAGUUACCCCCGUUUCACAGAUAAGGGAAGUAAAGCUCAUCCGAAUGUCAGAGAACUUCUGUGAAGAAGUCAGCUUUUAACACAAAGUCCAGGGAAGGAGCUGGGGCCCGAAUCCAUAGACUAUCUGUAGGAUCGAUAGCACGGUUAUCUUGUUCACCUACUUCUUAGGUCUGACUUAUAGCAAAAAGCUGAACAGACCCUUUGGGGACCUAGUUAGUCCCAGCUCUGCACCUGCUGUGGGAAAGGGUGGCCAACUUGUCCCCAGAACUAGAUUCUAGCCUAUCUGUUGCAACUUAUGGCCCAGAAAGAUU